Messenger RNA from Oryza sativa Japonica Group (Japanese rice), 1819 nucleotides. Its product is annotated as flavonoid 3',5'-hydroxylase 1. NCBI's taxonomy places the organism in Eukaryota, Viridiplantae, Streptophyta, Magnoliopsida, Poales, Poaceae. The record is from RefSeq and is a predicted model, not a curated record. Gene Ontology annotation, molecular function: oxidoreductase activity, acting on paired donors, with incorporation or reduction of molecular oxygen; heme binding; iron ion binding.
CACACCCCUUGGGGGCUUGGGCAGCGCGCGCGCAAAACCGAGUUCGCCGCCCACCUCGCCGCCAUGGCCAUGGAGCUCGCCGCGCUCUGCACCGACCCCGUCGUGCUCUCCGCCGCCUUCCUCUGCCUCCUCCUCCACCUCUCCCUCCGCUCCUACCGCCCGCCCUCCCCCGGCGGCGGCCGCCGCCUCCCCCCGGGACCCCCGGGCCUCCCCGUCCUCGGCGCGCUGCCACUCGUCGGCCCGGCCCCGCACGCCGGCCUGGCGUCGCUGGCGCGCAAGUACGGGCCCGUCAUGUACCUCAAGAUGGGCACCUGCGGCGUGGUGGUGGCGUCGUCGCCGUGCGCGGCGAGGUCGUUCCUGAAGGCGCUCGACGCCCGGUUCGCGAACCGGCCGGCGGUGGCGAGCGCCGUGGACAUCACGUACAACUACCAGAACAUGGUGUUCGCCAACUACGGCGCCAGGUGGAAGCUGAUGCGGAAGCUGGCGAGCGUCCACCUGCUCGGCGCCCGCGCGCUCGCCGACUGGGCGGCGGUGCGCCGCGACGAGGCCCGCCGGCUGCUGCGCGGCGUGGCGGAGGCGUCCGCCGCCGGCCGCCCCGUCGUCAUCCCGGAGGUGCUCGUCUGCGCGCUCGCCAACAUCGUCGGCCAGAUCACCGUCAGCAAGCGGGUGUUCGACGUGCAGGGCGACGAGUCCAACAGCUAUAAGGAUAUGAUCGUCUCGCUGUUGACGGGUGCGGGGCUGUUCAACAUCAGCGACUUCGUGCCGGCGCUGGCGUGGCUGGACCUGCAGGGAGUCCAGGCCAAGUUGCGGCGGAUCCACGACCAGUUCGACGUCCUCAUCACCAAGCUGCUCGCCGACCACGCCGCCACCGCCGCCGACCGCGCCCGCGCCGGCCGCACCGACUUCGUCGACAGGCUCCGCGCCGCCGUCGGCGUCGACGACGAGGACGGCGAGACCAUCUCCGAGGUCAACAUCAAGGGCCUCAUCUUCGACAUGUUCACGGCCGGGACGGACACGUCGUCGAUCAUCGUGGAGUGGGCGAUGGCGGAGAUGAUGAAGAACCCGGCGGUGAUGGCGCGGGCGCAGGAGGAGAUGGACCGCGUCGUCGGCCGCGGCCGCCGCCUGGAGGAGUCCGACAUCGCCAGCCUCCCCUACCUCCAGGCCGUCUGCAAGGAGGCCAUGCGGCUCCACCCCUCCACGCCGCUCAGCCUCCCGCACUUCUCCUUCGACGAGUGCGACGUCGACGGCUACCGCAUCCCGGCGAACACGCGGCUGCUCAUCAACAUCUACGCCAUCGGCCGCGACCCGUCGGCGUGGGAGGACCCGCUGGAGUUCAGGCCGGAGCGGUUCAUGCCGGGGGGCGCCGCCGAGCGCGUGGACCCGCUCGGCAACUACUUCGAGCUCAUCCCCUUCGGCGCCGGCAGGAGGAUCUGCGCCGGGAAGCUCGCCGGCAUGGUGUUCGUCCAGUACUUCCUCGGCACGCUGCUGCACUCGUUCGACUGGCGGCUCCCCGACGGCGAGGACAAGGUGGACAUGUCGGAGACGUUCGGCCUCGCGCUGCCCAAGGCCGUCCCGCUCCGCGCCCUCGUCACGCCGCGCCUCGCGCCGGCCGCCUACGCGUGACGGCCGGCCGGCGACGACGAGGACGACGCCGUGUAUGUGAUCGAUCGAGUUCGCCGCGGCGGCGGCGGCGGCGGCGAUCUGAUGUUGCGGUUGUCUGUACGUAAAUAUAUUUUUCGUUUGUUGGUUUCGAAAGCAAAACACAAUUAAGAACGCCCAAAUAUUGCAAGCAAAUACGCCUGUGAAUUGAUUUCUUCUA